Botrytis sinoallii is the source of this 871-nucleotide messenger RNA. RefSeq lists its product as uncharacterized. The record is from RefSeq and is a predicted model, not a curated record. Lineage: Eukaryota; Fungi; Ascomycota; Leotiomycetes; Helotiales; Sclerotiniaceae. Bases 125 to 634 code for a protein of 169 amino acids. Gene Ontology annotation, cellular component: endoplasmic reticulum. The transcript is spliced from 4 exons.
UAAUUCUCAAUCCUUCAAACUUCCAAAAGAACAACACAUUGGAUUCUAGACUCUUUUUGAAGAAAAGCUACAUACUUACACAUUUGCACUUCUAUUCUAUCAACAACUCUACACGCAACUCAAAAUGGCAUCUUCAAUUGUCGACCGCAAAUUGGAUCUUCUCUAUUUGAUCUAUUUCUGCUUGCACAUCCCGGUUUUGUUCUUAAUGGAUCUCCAAUCUCUCUACCCCGCCUCCCUCACCCCAGCAUUCUUGACCGCCAUCAAAAACUCCCACAUCGCCAAUUACAACGAUUUAUUCUUCGUUUCACCACCCAUCUAUUUCAAUCUAUUUGUUUGGUUGGAAUGUUUGAUUCAUUUACCAGUUAGUUUUUGGGCUAUUGGAGGAUUGUUGAGAGAUUCUCCCCGCAUCCCUCUAAUCCUUCUUCCAUACGCCCUCGAAACUUUCCUCACCACCCUCGUCUGCAUGCAUGAAUACGCUUACUGGCCCAUUCCACGCUAUCAAAAGGUUGAUUUGACUAAACUUUAUGGUCCUUAUAUUCUGUUGUCAAUCGUAAUGGCCAUCGAUAUGUUCGUCCGUCUUUGGCGUAUCGUUUCCGCUUCCACCGCCGCAAAGAAAGGAAAGAAGAACAUCUAAACAUCUUUUCUUCUCGGGGUCUCAACCAUCAAUCUUGCAGCCAACCAACCUUCCAGCAAUUCAACAAAAGUAACUUCAUUUCCCAUUUCACCGAAAACAGCGCAUGAUACCCCAAAAGAACAGUUUUUCAAAGCGAAUUGGUUAUGAAGAUUUUUAGUCUAGGAUCAACUACCCUCAACCAGGUUAGGUUGAAUCAGUUUAUUUCAGAUCAGAUUACAUAGUAUUCUAGAAUUCUGA